This is a messenger RNA of Cotesia glomerata, 2748 nucleotides long. It is a transcript of the gene byn, whose product is annotated as T-box transcription factor T. The transcript is spliced from 7 exons. The record is from RefSeq and is a predicted model, not a curated record. The coding region runs from base 927 to 2654 and encodes 575 amino acids. Gene Ontology annotation, molecular function: DNA-binding transcription factor activity, RNA polymerase II-specific; RNA polymerase II cis-regulatory region sequence-specific DNA binding. Gene Ontology annotation, biological process: positive regulation of DNA-templated transcription; heart morphogenesis; cell fate specification. Gene Ontology annotation, cellular component: nucleus. Lineage: Eukaryota; Metazoa; Arthropoda; Insecta; Hymenoptera; Braconidae.
UCCUGGAGAUUUGACAAAGAUUAUCGUGGAUUUUGAAAAAUGUUUAACAAAACUACUACCGGGUACCGUAACGAAACCAGCAACCAGCAACUAGCGAGCAGUAGUAGAAUGGGCGGCGACUUCCUGGUUUAUUUAGUACAACACCUUGACUGCAAUAGUUUUGGUGUAAAGCACGUAGUUUAACUAAUCCGGAGGUGCUGUAUUGGCUAAAGUUUGAGAGGAAAAGGCGUGUCAAGUUCCCGGUUAAAACGAUCUUUCAUCCAAUAAUAAUUCUCACAGGUGUACCAGCAGGUGAGAACCAAUGGUCUUCCAGGUCGGCCAUGCACGCAGGCCCUAAAUGAUUCUAAUAACCGGUAAUUAUCACUUGUAUCUCGGUCUCGGAGCUACAACCAGAGACAGAGAGUGGGUGGCUGAUUCAGUGGAUAUGACACGUCGUACCAUCUCGACCAGGCUACUCGGGAGUCCUCGAUUCUUCACCAGCUAGUGUGAAAUAUCGCGACCAAGUGUUACAACCGUAUCUUGCUUUACAUUCCGUCUCACUUUUACUUGUUGUGACUUACCCUGUACUGAUACAAGUAAAGAGUUACUUUUAAAUACGUCAUCAUCAUCAUCAUCAUCAUCAUCAUCAUCCUGAUCGUGGUUGAUGUCUGGUAAUGUACUAGAAGACAUUACUUGUUUUGUUGAUGAUGAUUCUCACCGCAACAUAUAUAUAAUAUGUUAAUACCCACAUAUGUUAUAAAUAUAUAUAUAUAUAAGUAUAUAUGAAAGAUAUUUAAACAAAGUAAACGACAACUGAGUAGUAAUUAUUUUGUUUAGUCAAGUGUUAGUGUCUUGCCGUAAAACGGCCCCGGGCAAUUAUUAAAUCACGUUUCUAAUUGAUAAAUUCAUCAAAUAAUAACAAUAAUAAUAUAUUAUAGUUGCAAAAAAUGCAAUCAACGACGACCUUAGAUCUUGAAGGAUCUACCGGCAGGUCGUCUGGCUGCUGUGGAGAUGGCGACCACCGAGGGGCUGAAGAUGAUGAUGACCGCUCAGAACGCGCGAGAUCCUGCCAAUUGUCUCUCUCGCUGGAGGAUCGCGAGCUCUGGACUAGGUUUCAGACUAUCACCAAUGAGAUGAUUGUUACCAAAAAUGGAAGACGGAUGUUUCCAGUUGUAAAAGUUGUUGCGAGAGGUUUAGAACCGGCGGCGAUGUAUACCUUGCUUCUGGAAUUUGUACAGAUUGAUCCUCACAGAUGGAAAUAUGUGAACGGUGAAUGGGUACCAGGUGGUAAAGCUGAAAUAGCACCACCAAAUCCAAUCUAUAUUCAUCCAGAGAGUCCGAAUUUCGGCGCCCAUUGGAUGAAAGAAGCAAUAUCAUUCGCAAAAGUUAAGCUCACUAACAAGUCAAACGGCAAUGGCCAGAUAAUGUUGAAUUCUUUGCACAAAUACGAGCCCCGAGUGCACUUAGUUCGCGUUGGUGCUGAAGAACAGCGAACGGUUCUGACAUACAGAUUUCCCGAAACACAAUUUAUCGCCGUAACUGCGUAUCAAAAUGAAGAAGUUACAGGGUUGAAAAUAAAAUACAAUCCCUUCGCCAAGGCAUUUUUGGAUGCUAAAGAACGACCUACAGAUCACCAAACAUAUCCUCAAUACACAAGCGCUUGGUUUUUACCUCAACCGGCAAUGACUUAUGAAUACGCUCCACCGUCGGCGAUAGCAAUGACUCAAAGUCAAGUACCUAAUUCAUCGUGUAAUCUGUCAAAUACUUGUACAGUCUCACCAGGAAGUCAUAAAAAUUCAUGUAGAACGUCACCUUAUACUAUUAGACAUAAAUAUCUUCAAGAAGAAGAAAAUGUCGAUCCCUACGGUACAGUACCACUUCUUCACUCAGCAUACGUAACAAGUAAUUGGUCACCCCGAAGUCCUGAGCCAUUACCAGCAUUGAAUCCAUCAUUGCCACAAGAAUGGCCAGCGUCGCCUCUACCAUCACCUACUUCCUCGUCACCGGCGCCUUACACCCACCUGUCUCCACUCGGAAGACCGGGCAAUUCAUCAACGGUACCCACGACCUGCACAUUUUAUAUUCCUCAAGCUUGCAACACAACCCACGAACACGAGUCGUCGAAUUGGUUGCAUCCUGGGAUAUCCGACCAAGUGACUCAGCAGCAGCAACAGCAACAGUCUUACUUGAACCUGAACCUCCACCUGCAUCACCAAUUACCGACUUACUCUCCUCGCGGAACUACUCUUCAGGUUCUCCAGCAAGCCAAUGACAUCACGCAGCAUUCAACCGGACAGGAGCACGCGUACGACCAUCAGGGAUAUCAUCAGUCUCCAGAUCAAACUCACCCUGACCAGACUCAUCUGCUAGAGUUGCACUCUCAGAGCGAACCGACUUCGGCUAUUUCUGGUGAUCAAUAUGACCCCAAAACUCACAACCAGAAUCAUAGUCAUAAUCAUGAUUUAACUGGCUAUCAGGAUAAUCAAGACAAUGACUCACGAGUGAGCGAAGCCAGACGCUAUGUUACCAGUGUAAUUGAUCAUCGACACUCGGUAGUUUCUCCAGCAGCUGCUUCUGCGACUGCUGUCAGCAAUCAAAGAGAUCCAGGGGAUGGAGAUAAUCAAACUUGGACUCCGCUAACUCCAUCCUCGGUCACACAAAACUCCAGUAUUUGACAAAAUAACUUUUUUACAAUACAAUACAUUGUUUUGCGUUUUUAAAGAUAAAAGUUACAAGAUAUAGGAUGUAGAAAAUAAAAAUUUUAUUUUC